AUGGUGUAUAUAUAUAAUCCUCUCGCGCAGAUCAUUUUUUACGAGGACGAGAACUUCCUGGGUCGGAGCUACGAGUGCGGCAACGACUGCACGGACCUGCACUCGUACUUCAGCCGCUGCAACUCCAUCAGGGUGGAGAGCGGCUGCUUCAUGAUCUACGAGCGACCCAACUUCAUGGGCCACCAGUACUUCAUGAAGAGGGGCGAGUACCCCGAGUACCAGAGGUGGAUGGGCUUCAGCAGCUACAUCCGCUCGAGCAGGAUGAUACCGCCGUAUCGAGGCUCCUACAAAUUGCGCAUCUACGAGGAGCCCGACUUCGGCGGUCACGUGAUGGAGUUCAUGGACGACUGUCCCUGCGUGUCCGACCGGUUCCACCACCGCCACGUCUACUCCAGCAACGUCGCCAGCGGCUUCUGGAUCUUCUACGAGUACCCCAACUACCGCGGCCGACAGUACCUCCUGAAACCCGGGGAGUACCGGAGGUACCGGGACUGGGGCGCCACCUGCGCCAUCGUCGGCUCCUUCAGGAGGGUCGCCGAAUUUUAG
Messenger RNA from Pseudoliparis swirei, 546 nucleotides. Its product is annotated as gamma-crystallin M2-like. Gene Ontology annotation, biological process: lens development in camera-type eye; visual perception. The coding region runs from base 1 to 546 and encodes 181 amino acids. The transcript is spliced from 3 exons. Gene Ontology annotation, molecular function: structural constituent of eye lens. Lineage: Eukaryota; Metazoa; Chordata; Actinopteri; Perciformes; Liparidae. The record is from RefSeq and is a predicted model, not a curated record.